AUGAGUAUUGCUUGUUGUUUUUGUGUUUGUUAUGAAAGGAGAGGGCUUGAAGGGGUGGAGAGAGUAGUGGUGAAUCGAAAGGAAGGAAAGGUGGAAGUGACGGGUGAAUUUGAUCCAGAUCAACUCAUUGAUCAUCUGAAGAGGAAAACCAAGAUUACUCUUAAGCUGAAGUCUAAUGAAUCAAAGAAUAGCAAGAGAAAGCUUUGUCCCAAAGUUGGCAAGGGUUCGAUUGUCAACGACGGUCUUCUUCUGAAGUCUGGUCAAGUUGGAAGGAGACUUUUGGAUAACUGGAACUCGGAGGAAGAGGCGCAUGGUCGGAGUCUCCCCCUAGUGAACCAUUCCUGUUCAUAUAGACCCUCGGAAAUAGGUUGGAGGCAUCGAAAUUCUGAACAAGAGGCACGUGCGCGGGGUCUUACCGCUCCCCAUGGACCUUUGGAAGUAGGUAGGAGGUCUUUAGAGUGUAGAGAGUCUGAACAAGAUAUUAGGGACGCGUGGAGUCUCGCCUUAUUUAAUCGUCCUCCUCCCUCUAAACCCUUAGGGCAUAUGCCUUUGGAACACCAUAUGUUUGAGCAAGAAAUGCAUCCGCGGGGUCUUCCCAUAGAUAAUCUUCCUCCUCCUUCCCAUAGACCCAUGAAAUUUGUAGGAACCUUUUAG
Messenger RNA from Oldenlandia corymbosa var. corymbosa, 654 nucleotides. NCBI's taxonomy places the organism in Eukaryota, Viridiplantae, Streptophyta, Magnoliopsida, Gentianales, Rubiaceae. The record is from the annotation of a GenBank genome assembly.